Glycine soja is the source of this 1923-nucleotide messenger RNA. Its product is annotated as zinc finger CCCH domain-containing protein 13-like. The transcript is spliced from 12 exons. Lineage: Eukaryota; Viridiplantae; Streptophyta; Magnoliopsida; Fabales; Fabaceae. Gene Ontology annotation, molecular function: metal ion binding. The coding region runs from base 503 to 1672 and encodes 389 amino acids. The record is from RefSeq and is a predicted model, not a curated record.
GGUUGAACGGAAGCAGUUCAAGACGAAGCUAUGCGUUCUGUAUCAGAGAGGUCGCUGCAAUCGCCAUAACUGCUCCUUCGCGCAUGGGAGUGCUGAUCUUCGACGAUUCUCUGCCUCGUAUAGUGAUACAGAAGCUUAGAUAUGCAAUAACAAAUGGCAUAUGGGAUUAAUGUCAGAUUAAUUCAUUCAAUGAUAGGACGAUCACAUUAUCUUGUUGAGACUGUUGCAUUUCCAGCAGUAUGGAUAUUUCAUUAUAGAUGCGAGACUCUUCAGAAGGAAUUCUGCUGAUUGGUUUAUCUUAAAGGCGAUGCUGGUCUGUUCAUGAAAUUGUAUUUUCUUGGCCAUGUUUUUUAUGCUUCAUUCCUUGAAUCUGUGGAACUACAGUGUUAUCUGAGAUCAUGAUUAGGCUUACGUGGAUUGUCUGCUAGCAUCAUGUUUUGAUCAGAAGCAAUUUCAGCAAAUUUCCCAAUCAUUUCAUUUAAAAUAUCUACUGCUUGAGUGUAUGGAGCUUAUGCUACUCCUUUUGGCUGAUACUUCUGGAUAUGGGAGGAGAGACUAUUUAGGUAAUGACUUGAGGGAUAAACUUGACAGAAGGUAUGUAUCUCCUCAAAGGUACUCACCAGCUCCAGAUACAAGAGGCCGCCAGAUCAUCCGUGAAUACAGUCCUACAAUGUCUUUGGAGAAAAAAAGUGACAGGAGACAUAGGAGAAAACAGGAUACUAAUGGCCAAAGUGAUAUUUCUGGAAAUUUGAAAGUCUCAGAUAGAGUUCAAGGUCAAGUUAAAGAAGGAAAAUUGCUUUCCUCUGGUUCUAGGAAUAAUCUUGAGGAGCAGCUGAAGAAAGUAGAUUCAGAUAUCAGCACUCUUCAGAACCGAAAAUUCCAGCUAGAGGUCUAUCUUGAUGAGAGUGUUCAAGAAGUGGAUAGCCUUAAUUCUAGAAUUCGGGAACUUGAAGCUCAACUAUGCAAAGAGGAUGAGGAGUGCAAAAGAAUUACUUCAAGAAUAAGGAAAUUUGUAAGAGUGCACAAUCAUAUGUCAGAGUUACAAGAUGAACUGAGGAGAUCACAAGUCCGACUUCAAAGGUUUGGAGAUCAGCUUGUCUCAGACAUUUCUAGAAUUGGUGCCAACGAAGAAGAUUUAAGCAUUGAUAUUAUAAGCAAUGGUGAAAAUACUGGUCUUCAUCCAAUCGCUAAACAUAAUGUGGAGCACAAUGAUGCAUCUUCCCACAAAAAAAGGCUGCAUAUUGAACAUGAUGCUUUGGAAGAGUUAAAACAGGAUAGAUCAAAAGAUGGGCAUUUGGUUGAGACAGCUAGAACUAGGAAGCGUUCUCGCUGGAAUUUAUCAGAUCAAUUGAAAGAGGAGUCUCUUGGUACUCCAGACAAUGGAACUGAAGUUACUAGAUCUCUAGAUCUUGAAGGCAAGCACGAGAAAGGAUUGAAGCAACCCAGAAUUGAAGCGCCAUCAACCAGCAUGGCAGCUCAUGUGGUUGACGAGGAUGUUGAUAUUGAACGUUAUGAUGGAAAUGAUAUCAAUGAAACUGCAAAUACGGAAAAUGAUAAUGGAGCGGCAUAUAAGGUAAAGGGUGCACCAUUAAUGCUUCCCCCAGCUUUGCUACCUCGUAGCAAUUACCUGCAGUAUGAAGGCAACGACGAGAAUGUUGAUGUGGAUGGUUGAUGAAGAGGCAACAGGGGCACGUAUGGUUUAGUUAAUUAAUAUUGGCAAUUUCUAACUUUCUUUUGAUAAAUUCUAUGGCCUUCAUAUGCAUACAUGCCAUAUUUGUGGUGGUGCUUAAGCUGAUUGUCUAUUUUCUGUUGGACUUCUGUGAUUAUAAAUGUAAUCCUCUGUUGUCUACGAUUAUAUUUGGUUUUCAAGAAUUAUUGAAUGUUUUUUUAGAGUACCAUAUCUAUAACAUGCAAUGUUCUGCA